GCGCGGAGGAGGAGGGGGUGGAGGCUUCGCAACCGAUUUAAAAUAAUUUUUUAAAAAAGGAGAAAAAAUGAGGCAAAAGAUCUUCUUCUGAUGAGGCCAAGUGGACAAUGGGCGCCUUCCUUCACGAAACAAUUAAUAUACGCUCUAUAAAACUACCAAAAAUUUAAUUGGAGUUCCCCCCCCCCCGAAGGUUCUAUUAUUGCGUCUGGUUGUGGUGGGGGAUCUAAAUUUAAGGAGAAAAAUAAUCUUUUAUUCUAUUUUUUCUUGAUAUAAUUAUCUGUAAGCAGAUUAUUUGUUGGAAGGAAUAAAUUUUGUUCCACACCAAAAAGAAGACUGGCAAGGGGUUUAAGAAGAAUAGGAGGGAGGGUUACAAUGGUUGAACAGUCCAGAGGGGCUUUAUCCGGACUGUGAGGGGGUUAAAACUUUUACCCCCUUCCUUCAGCCCCAAGGAACCAACAUCCUGCAGCCUCUAAUUUCGUUUUAAUUAUGGAUACAGGCAAGGGUGACUCCUCCUUGCUGGUUCAAGGCUGCUUGGGUAUUUUCUCCAUGUCCUCUCCUUUAAGAGCUUGGCGUACAGUGUCUGUCCGUCCCAUGCUUGAGAAUUGAAGAGGCGGGGGCUCUGCAAGGUGCCAAGAGACUGUCUGCACGUCAUGUCCUAGGCUGAGGCGUCCCCCCCCCCCCCCCACCCUGGCAAUUGGUUGAUCGGAACAGAAGGGAGGACUUCGGCCGUUGCGGGAGCACAGGAUGGCCACGGACCCGGGAGAGCCAACUGGCCCCGGGGGCUCCAGCAAGCCAAGGGGUAUGACCCCCAGUGAGGGCUCGGCUGACAGCGAGACCAACCCCACGGCUGCUGCACCUGGCAGAACUGAGAAGGCUGGCGACCCCCUACCCCUGGCUGAGAACCACCGCUUUGUGCGGCGGAGCAUAGAUUUGGCGGAGCGGGAUGGGCCCACCCGUCCGCCCGCCUGCGCUGCCGUGCCGGAAGGCAAGAGCGACGCUGCCACUACAGCCAAGACAGCGGCCGACGUCGCCAAAGACUCAUCCAGGGACAGGACCGAGAAGGAGAACGAGGAGGAGGCCGAGAUGAAGGCGGUCGCCACCUCUCCAGGAGGCCGCUUCCUGAAGUUUGACAUCGAGCUUGGGCGAGGGGCCUUCAAGACUGUGUACAAAGGGCUAGAUACCGAGACUUGGGUGGAAGUUGCUUGGUGUGAGCUGCAGGACAGAAAACUCACCAAAGCCGAGCAGCAGAGAUUCAAGGAAGAGGCAGAAAUGUUGAAGGGCUUGCAGCACCCGAACAUUGUGCGCUUCUACGACUCGUGGGAGUCGACGCUGAAGGGGAAAAAGUGUAUAGUGCUGGUAACGGAGCUUAUGACGUCCGGGACCCUAAAGACGUACUUGAAGAGGUUUAAGGUGAUGAAGCCCAAGGUCCUGCGCAGUUGGUGCAGGCAGAUCCUGAAGGGCCUGCAGUUCCUACACACUCGCACUCCACCCAUUGUCCACCGCGACCUCAAAUGUGAUAACAUCUUCAUCACAGGGCCCACCGGAUCUGUCAAAAUCGGAGACCUGGGACUGGCAACAUUGAUGCGCACGUCUUUUGCUAAAAGUGUGAUAGGAACUCCAGAAUUCAUGGCUCCGGAGAUGUAUGAAGAGCAUUAUGACGAAUCCGUCGACGUUUACGCCUUUGGGAUGUGCAUGCUGGAAAUGGCUACCUCAGAAUACCCCUACUCCGAAUGCCAGAACGCUGCCCAAAUCUACCGGAAAGUAACCAGUGGCAUUAAACCGGCAAGCUUCAAUAAGGUGAGCGACCCCGAGAUCAAGGAAAUCAUCGAAGGAUGCAUCCGACAGAACAAGUCAGAAAGGCUUGCCAUAAAGGACCUCCUGAGCUACGCUUUCUUUGCCGAGGACACGGGCUUGCGGAUCGAACUGGCCAAAGAGGACACCAGGCAGGACUCCUCGCUCGCCCUCCGCAUCUGGGUGGAAGACCCCAAGAAGCUGAAAGGCAAGCACAAGGACAAUGAGGCGCUGGAGUUCAGCUUCGACCUGGAGCAGGACACCCCUGAGGAGGUGGCACAGGAGAUGGUCCGGUCGGGCUUUUUCCACGAGAGCGACUCCAAGCUGCUGUGCAAGUCCAUCCGCGACCGGGUCUCCUUCAUCAAGCGGAAGCGCCAGAGGACGCAGCAGAUCCGCGAGGUCGAGGAGCAGGAGAAGCUGCGCCCUCAGCCGGAGCAGCAGCCGCCGGCCCCGGUGACCCCCGGCUGGCACCAGCACCCGCCCGAGUCCGAGGACCCGGAGGUCGACCAGCAUGUGCUGCAGAGUAAGCUGCUCGCCAACACUGUUUCAAUUGACAGUGUCUCAGACAGCAACCCACCCUCUGCCGUGUGCUCUGAGUCUCAGGGAGGCGUGGGUUUCAUCACCGCAGUUGCCUCUGCCGCAGAGCCUGGCACGUGUGCGCCACGGGUCUCCUCGGGUUCCAGCGUGGAGUCGCACCACCCUUCGGCGGGACUCCCUCAGCCGCAGCAGCAGGCCGUAGCAGGAUACCAGCAAUCAGCUGUGCCCCUGAGCCAGCCGGUGGUUCCUGAUUCCCAGAGGCCCAUGAGACAGGUGCAGGAUAACCAGAGUGGGACUCCUGACACGGUUAAAGAAGUCUCCAAUGGCAGUGACCUUGGGAACGGAAAGCCCGAGAAGCCCCAGAAGUCUCAGCUGAGGAGGCCUUCCUGCGCACGGGAAAGGCCGGAGAAGUCGACCAAGUUCCAGCUGACUGUCUUGCAGGUUUCCAGCGAGGGUGACAACAUGGUGGAGUGCCAGCUGGAGACACACAACAACAAGAUGGUUACUUUCAAGUUCGACGUGGAUGGGGACGACCCUGAAGACAUAGCCAUCUACAUGGUGCAAAACAACUUCAUGCUGGAGCUUCAGAAGGUGAAAUUCAUUGAGGAGAUGAGAACCAUCAUUGCCAAUUCCCUAGAGAUUGUGCGAAGUUCGUCGGAGGCCGAUCGGGGGGUGGACAGCACUCCUCAUCACCCCUUAGCAGGCACCGGGCAGCCUGACCACAGCAUGCACACAGGUGCAGAGCAGUUGCAGAUGAACCAAGCACUCUCACAGCCUUGUGGUGAGGCUGGCCCGCACUUCUCAUCUGUUGGACGAUGGAGAUUCUUCAUUAAUCAGAAGGUCAUGACCCAUGAAGCGGAGAUUCCAAGCGAUCACCAGCUCAGCGCAGAAGCCGACCCCGAAAGCAAAAGUCACGAGGCAACCCACCCAACGACGUCGAGUUCCCUGGAAGACAUGAAGCGGAUCCCAACGGACAGCGUCGUCCCCAGCGGCCUGACGCCUUGCAGCAGUUCCUCCUCCUCAUCCUCCUCUUCAUCCUCCUCCUCCUCUUCCUGCGGUGACGACUGCCCGACGAUCCCCGCCCCUGACCGAGGGCAGCAGCCGGGUGUCCAGCCCUCCUCCGUGCCCGAGUCGGAUGGUGAGGGCCCCCCUCGGCUGGGCUAUGCCGACCACUGCAUCAAGAAGCUGGACGCGAAGCUCCGUACCCUGCUGUACCAGGAGCACGGCGGGCAGCCUGGGGCGUCCGAGGCCCCCCUGUCGAGUGGGGAACCGCCCCCUAUGGACGUUGACCCAGGCUUGACCUCCGAGCCUCUGGAACGGUGCCUGGGAUCACCCAACCGCUCAUCCACUGGUGCAGCAGAGAAGUCUCUUCCACAGGAGAAGGUCACCUCUGAGCCUUCGGAGCCCGGGGCGCGGACAUCACCGCUAUCAGUGGGAGUCACUCUGAGCCAGACAGGAGCUGGUGACAGUCAGACCAACCUUGGAGGCAAGGACCUUGCUGGGACGGAGCAGAGCAGCGCCCAUGGAGGAUUCCCAGAUGACCAAUCCCUUGUGUGUGGGCAGGCGGGGCGAUUUCGGAUCUCUGCAUCAUCACCCCAUCCUGAAGGAGCCAUCCCACCUGCCGAACACUCGCCCCACCACCCAAAGGAUGACCCCAGCCAUCGCUCCCCAACCAUCACCCCAUCCAGGGGUGCCCCUCCACGGGCUGAGUCCACCCCCAGGGGCUGCGAUGCUCUCGACGGGCCGCUGCACCUGCCGCCGGGCUGGUACGAGGAGGAGGAGGCGUCCAGCGGCCUCCUCGGCAAGCAGCCCAGCACUGAUAGUGACCCGGCCGGUUGGCCACACCCUGUUGCCGGCCGACCUCCAGCCCUCCCCUGCCACUCGCUCUCCUCCCCCAUGAGCAGUGACGAUGAGUCAGAGGUGGAGGACGAGGACCUGAAGCGAGAGCUACAGAGACUCCGGGAGAAGCACAUAAAGGAGGUGGUGCACCUGCAGGCCCAACAGAAACAGGAACUCCAGGAGCUGUACAGGCGCCUCCAACCCAACAGCGAGUCGUCUGAGGACUCACUCCAGGCUUACUCCCCGACAGGCCGCCGGUCGCGCUCGGCCAGAAGCAAAUCCCGUGGCGCCAAGCCCCACUCUCUGGCUGCCACCCCCACCAGCACAGGGUUAUUCUACAGCGGGGAGUCCCAACUGGCGUCCGGGACCAAGAAGGGGACUUUCACGGAUGAGCUGCACAAGCUGGUGGACGACUGGGCAAAGGAGAAGAUGGGCGCCGCCAACACCAAGCCCAGCCUGAACGAGAUCAGGCAGAUUCAGUGCAGGCAGGACCUCGAGAGCUGGCAGCAACUCGGUGAUCGGAAUUCUCAGUCUCCUCAGGUCACCGGCUGGAUCCCCUCGCAGGGGGCACCCCCACGGAGCUCGUUCCCGGCCACCUCUGGACCCCCGUGCCAGCCUGCCCCACCCCAACCCCAAUCCCAAACUCUAAACCCCAGCCAGCCCCCCACUCUGCCCGCUGCCCAGCCCCGGGCCAAGUAACUCCAUGCCAGGUGUCGUCCUGGCAAGGGGGAGAGUGGAACCCCAAACCCCGACACCACCAUCCCACCCUUCCCUACUGCAGUUCAGAGGUUCUCAGACGUUGCCCCUACCCCACUAGCUGGGUUCAAAACUGCUUUCCCCUCUCCCCUGGGGCCCUUUCACCACUCCUCCCUCCAGAAUACCAAGAUUCUGUGGGCAGGUCCCUCAGAAAUGAAACUAGGGGGCUGAGAUUUGGGUGGAGGGUUAUGGGUUUUUUUUUCACUUUGCAAGUUAGCCACCACCUUGCUCGUCACCUACUUUACAUUCCAACCCGCCCCCCCCCCCCCACAACCCGCUGCCUCUUUAUCCCUCAAAACUAAAGCUGAAGAGGCAUCUGAAGACCAAUAAGCGACAUGUGAAUGGAGAAAGACCGGACGUGUGCAGGAAUCUGGGACAUGGUCCCAAUGAUCCAUCAAUUAACACAGCACCACCCCCCCCCCCCCCACACACACACACACACACACACACACACACUUGGCUGCGUCGGGCCAUGACGGAUGCUCAUGCUGCUCGGUGGGCCGUGGAAGAAUCACUUUUCCUUCAUAAAACUCAUUUUCUGCACUGGAAUCAGAUAUUUCAGUUUCUCUGCCCCCCACCCCUGCUUCCCCAAUCCCAUCUGUCUCCCAUCUCCACACUCCUACUUCCUCUCCCUCUCACCUCCCCCUCCCCCUCCUUUCACCUUACCCUCGCCCUCUGUUCUCCCUCCUCUCACCUUCUUCCUUUCCCACACUCUCUAUCCCUUGCCCCUCUCCCUACCCUAGCCCCCCCUCCCCGAUCGCAGGCUGUUCUACCGGUUCCACUCUAGAAUGCUCGUGGGCAGACCGACACGCUACACCCUCACCAUUCCCCAGCCAGGGUUUGUUUGACAGAUCCACCCGCUGCCCGGCCUCCUUCCCCAGUGAGGGGCGUGUGUCGGGAAGAUCAAGGCUCAACGAUGGAGCAGGAGGUGGUUGUUGGGGUUUCAAUGGGAUCUCCAGGGCAGAGACGGCACAGUUCGGGGCAGGGUAGCGGUCAGAGCGAGCGAUGGCAUCGUCAGGAAGCUUCUGUCCUCCCCAACCUCCGCCUUGUUGUCCGAGGCCCAGUAGCACGCCGUCAAGUCACUCCCUCCCCACUCCAAUCCCGGGGCGUUCAUUGUCAGAGUCACUUCCCACCCUGUUGGGGGCUUGAAUCUACCCGCAAGGGAAUCCCUAACAUCUGACUCCACCCCAAAGCAAGAGGCAUGUCCGCAGGGUGUCUGACCUUGGCGAGGGGGGUGGGGGAGAGGGGAGAAACAAGGUCUAUUCCCGCCCACCUCCACUUAAUAAUCUCACUUCCCUUCUCCUCUCAACCCACUCCCUUCUCUUUUCACCCUCCCCCACCUCUCCCGUGUCUCCAUCCUCCUCUCAAACACCACUGCCAUCUCUCCUGUGUCAGUAGACCCAUCGGCUACCCUCCCCAUCCACGAGAGACAAUUCUGCAUAAGUUCCAGUGCACGUUUCUGCCCCACUUUGUGUUUUAAUUAUUUGAUGACACUGUGGUCCGUGCCUUCUACCCAUCCCGGUCCCAACUGUGUCUCAUACACAGUUCUACUGUCCCCUUCUACUUCUCCCCACCUCCUCUGCCUCUCCAUCUCACACACCACAACGUUAGCCAGCCCCCCGGUCUGUAAGUCCUGCCCGCCCGGGUCGACCAUCUACUACGGCUCGCGAUUUCUUUUUUCUCGAAACGAAACUGUGAAAUUUUAAACGGGUUUGUGAAAGAAUUUUCAAAGCUGUGGCCCGCCAAGACCGGCCACUCAGUUACCUGUUGAUAAUGUGUCACGUUCUACUGUUACGAUUGUAGUCUGUAUUUAAUUUCCUUCCACAAUUUCUUUUUCAGUUUACUGAUCACAGUUGCUGGGGAAAGGGGUGUGUUGGGGAGAUGGGGAGAGAGACGGGAGGGUCUGCUAAAUGCUAAUUCGUUCAGCGUCUCUAGUCUGGGCCACCACAGAUUCAGGUCACUGGGGUCUGGGACUGCGGCACAUGGGCCUGUCACUGUACAACACUGAUGUGGAUGGGUCUGUCACUGUAUAACACUGGGGUACGGUACCGGUGGGGACAGGUUUGUCAUUGUAUAAUACCGGGGCACAAUACCGGUGGGGGCGGGUCUGUCAUUCUGUAAUACCAGGAUACGGUAGCGGUAGGGAUGGGUCUGUGACUGUGUAACACAGGGUAUGGUACAGUAGGGACAGGACUGUCACUGUGUAACACUGGGGUACAGUACCAGUGGGGACGGGUAGGUUCCUGUGUAACACCGGGGUACGGUACCGGUGGGGACGGGUAGGUCCCUGUGUAACACCGGGGUACAGUACCGGUGGGGAUGGGUCUGUCACUGUGUAAUACCAGGAUACAGUAGCAAUGGGGACGGGUAGGUCCCUGUGUAACACCGGGGUACGGUACCGGUGGGGGCAGGUAGGUCCCUGUGUAACACCGGGGUACGGUACCGGUGGGGACGGGUAGGUCCCUGUGUAACACCGGGGUACAGUACCGGUGGGGAUGGGUCUGUCACUGUGUAAUACCAGGAUACAGUAGCAAUGGGGACGGGUAGGUCCCUGUGUAACACCGGGGUACGGUACCGGUGGGAGACAAGUCUGUCACUGUGUAACUCCGGUGUGUUCCCACUCGAUGGACAUGCAUUGCCUCUUUUUUAAAAAAACGGAUUGUGUAAAGCUCUCCUGGAAAGCAGUUUCCACUGCCCUACACCUCUGUUGCAUGUCUCUUUCCCCCUACGUGGUACAUGGUCAGUCAGGUGAGGAGUUCCUCCGACAGCCAGGCAGGGACGGUGUGGAACGAAUGGAUCCCUCGUCUUGUGUUGGUGAACGGUUUAUGUUGAAAGAUAUGACAAACAGUAUUACUGGCCAGCUGAAAAAUGUGAUUUAUUUUUAUUUUGGUUUGGCGUUGCUUGUACAACCGUUAUUUUUUAAAAGAAACUUACUGUGAAUUGAGUAGUGUGCAAACAAUGCAUCUCUCUCUCUCUUUCUCCCUAUCUCCUGAAACAGGAGGAUUUUUUUCGGUGUAAAGUUAAAAGCAUUCCUCCAAGUUGAAAUGCAUGUGCAAGAUUACUUUUGUAUCUUUCUAAACUUAGACGGGAUGAAAACGAAAAAAAAACAAGAAAACAGACCGAAGCUCGUGGUGGUAGUUUAUUCUGGUGUCCUCAUUUUGUUUGGCCUGAAUUUUUAAUUUUUAUUUGUAGAUACAUAAAUAACCUGGCCCAACAAGUCCGCACGGACAGUUGAUUUAUUAACCCGUAGUUUUGGGAUGUGGGAAGAAACCAAAGCACCCGGAGGGAAACCCACAGGGUCAUGGAGUGAGCAUUCGGGCAGUGGCGGGAUUCGAACUUGAUUCGCUGGCCAGUAAUAGCCUAUUACACAGCCAAUAAUUCCUAUUGCCGUAAAAACGUAAAUAGGAUCAGGAGUAGGCCAUCUGGCCUGUGAAUCCUGCUUCGCCAUUCAAUAAGAUCAUGGCUGAUUUGACUAUGGAAUUUCUCCACCUCCUUGCCUUUUCCCCAUAACCCUUAAUUCCCCUGCUAUGC
Molecule: messenger RNA, 8454 nt
Organism: Hypanus sabinus (Atlantic stingray)
Lineage: Eukaryota; Metazoa; Chordata; Chondrichthyes; Myliobatiformes; Dasyatidae
Product: serine/threonine-protein kinase WNK3-like
Exons: 22
Coding region: 745-4866 (1373 amino acids)
Biological process (GO): negative regulation of sodium ion transport; intracellular signal transduction; monoatomic ion homeostasis
Cellular component (GO): cytoplasm; cytosol
Molecular function (GO): potassium channel inhibitor activity; chloride channel inhibitor activity; protein serine/threonine kinase activity
Source: RefSeq, a predicted model, not a curated record